AUGGCGGAAGAUAAGAAGACACUGCUAGAUGCCUCUGGCGCUGACAACGCUGCUGAAGAUGCCACCGCAACGGCUAUCUUGAGAAGAAAGAAGAAAGAGAACGCUCUCCUCGUUGACGAUGCGGUGAAUGACGAUAACUCUGUCAUUGCCAUGACAUCCAACACUAUGGAACGCCUCCAGCUGUUUAGAGGAGACACUGUUCUCGUCAAGGGAAAGAAGCGUAAAGACACCGUGCUUAUUGUCAUGGUGGACGAUGACAUUGACGAUGGUGCUGUUAGAAUCAACAGAGUUGUACGUAACAACUUGCGUGUUAGAUUGGGUGAUAUUGUUACGGUUCAUCCAUGUCCAGAUAUCAAGUAUGCGUCAAGAAUCUCCGUUCUCCCAAUCGCCGAUACCGUUGAGGGCUUAACAGGUUCUCUCUUUGAGGUGUACUUGAAGCCAUACUUUGUUGAGGCCUACAGACCAGUCAGAAAGGGAGACCACUUUGUCGUGAGAGGAGGUAUGAGACAAGUUGAAUUCAAAGUUGUCGAGGUUGAACCAGCUGAGUACGCCAUUGUCGCACAGGACACCAUCAUCCACUAUGAAGGUGAGCCAAUCAACAGAGAGGAUGAAGAGAACAACAUCAAUGAGGUUGGUUAUGACGACAUUGGUGGCUGCCGUAAGCAGAUGGCACAAAUUAGAGAACUCGUUGAGUUGCCACUCAGACACCCACAGUUGUUCAAGUCCAUCGGUAUCAAACCACCAAAGGGUAUCUUGAUGUACGGUCCUCCAGGUACUGGUAAGACGCUUAUGGCACGUGCUGUGGCCAACGAAACUGGUGCAUUCUUUUUCCUUAUCAACGGUCCAGAAGUUAUGUCCAAGAUGGCUGGUGAGUCAGAGUCGAACUUGAGAAAGGCAUUUGAAGAGGCUGAAAAGAACGCUCCAGCAAUUAUCUUCAUUGACGAGAUUGACUCCAUUGCACCAAAGAGAGACAAGACAAAUGGGGAGGUUGAGAGAAGAGUUGUUUCGCAGUUGUUGACCUUGAUGGAUGGUAUGAAGGCCAGAUCCAACGUUGUUGUUAUCGCUGCCACCAACAGACCAAACUCCAUUGACCCUGCCUUGAGAAGAUUUGGAAGAUUUGACCGUGAGGUUGACAUUGGUAUUCCAGACGCCACUGGUCGUUUGGAAGUGUUAAGAAUUCACACAAAAAACAUGAAGUUGGCUGGUGACGUUGACUUGGAGGCAAUCGCCACCGAAACACAUGGUUACGUCGGUGCCGAUAUUGCAUCGUUGUGUUCUGAGGCUGCCAUGCAACAAAUUCGUGAAAAGAUGGAUCUUAUCGAUUUGGAUGAGGAUGAAAUCGAUGCUGAAGUCUUGGACUCAUUGGGUGUUACCAUGGAGAACUUCAGAUUUGCAUUGGGUAACUCCAACCCAUCAGCCUUGCGUGAAACUGUUGUUGAAAGCGUCAAUGUCACUUGGGAUGACAUUGGUGGUUUGGAUAACAUCAAGAAUGAGUUGAAGGAGACCGUUGAGUACCCUGUGCUUCAUCCAGAUCAAUACCAAAAGUUCGGAUUGGCUCCUUCGAAGGGUGUCUUAUUCUUUGGUCCACCAGGUACCGGUAAGACCUUGCUUGCAAAGGCUGUUGCCACUGAGGUUUCUGCAAACUUCAUCUCAGUCAAGGGUCCAGAAUUAUUGAGUAUGUACUUUGGUGAAUCAGAGUCUAACAUUCGUGAUAUCUUUGACAAGGCUAGAGCUGCUGCACCAACUGUUGUCUUCCUUGAUGAGUUGGAUUCUAUUGCUAAAGCAAGAGGUAACUCCCUUGGUGAUGCCGGUGGUGCCUCUGAUCGUGUUGUGAACCAAUUGUUGACUGAGAUGGAUGGUAUGAAUGCUAAGAAGAAUGUGUUUGUUGUUGGUGCAACUAACAGACCUGAUCAAAUCGAUCCUGCUAUCUUGCGUCCAGGUCGUUUGGAUCAAUUGAUCUAUGUCCCACUUCCAGAUGAACCAGCACGUCUCUCUAUCUUGCAGGCACAGUUGAGAAAGACACCUUUAGAGCCAGGCUUGGACUUGGGUGCGAUUGCAAAGACGACACAUGGUUUCUCUGGUGCUGAUUUAUCAUACAUUGUUCAAAGAGCUGCAAAGUUCGCUAUCAAGGAUUCCAUUGAGGCUCAAAUCCGUCAAGCAAAGGAGAAAGAGGCCAAGGUAAAACAAGAAGGCGAUGAUGUUGAUAUGAAGGAGGGUGAAGAGGAAGAGGAAGAGGAUGCUGUUCCAUAUAUCACAAAGGCUCACUUUGAAGAGGCUAUGAAGACUGCUAAGCGCUCUGUCAGUGAUGCUGAAUUGCGUCGUUAUGAAGCAUACGCUCAACAGAUCCAGGCUUCAAGAGGACAAUACACAAACUUCAAGUUUGGAUCCUCAAGUGGUGACCAAACUAUUCCAGAGUCUAGUGCUGGUGGUUCGGGUAACUUCGGUGCUGGCGAAGAAGAGGAUGACCUAUACAGCUAAUCAUCGAUUCUGUGAAGAUGUUGUUUGCCCCCCAACGCCAUACAUAAUGGAAGCGAGGUACGCAACGAUAAUUCAAAUACAAUUAUAUUGGAACUCGUUCUUUACAUUACUACAUGUAGCUUCAUAGAUAUUAAGAUUGUCAUUG
Molecule: messenger RNA, 2623 nt
Organism: Williopsis jadinii
Lineage: Eukaryota; Fungi; Ascomycota; Saccharomycetes; Phaffomycetales; Wickerhamomycetaceae
Gene: CDC48
Product: AAA family ATPase CDC48
Exons: 2
Coding region: 1-2478 (825 amino acids)
Biological process (GO): retrograde protein transport, ER to cytosol; autophagosome maturation; mitotic spindle disassembly
Cellular component (GO): nucleus; VCP-NPL4-UFD1 AAA ATPase complex; cytosol
Molecular function (GO): ATP binding; polyubiquitin modification-dependent protein binding; ATP hydrolysis activity
Source: RefSeq, a predicted model, not a curated record